AUUGGAUUUUGGAAUUGACAUAACAAAAAUAAUUCUAUAGUCUUCUGCAAGCACAAACUUUAAAAUAUAUCUAUUCAGGAUUGUGAAAUUAUAUGUUGGAAAAUGGUGGACCCCAUAUUUGACUAUCAGUUUAGACUCAUUUUAAUCGGAGAUAGCACAGUGGGGAAAAGUUCAUUGUUAAAAUAUUUUACAGAUGGAAAAUUUGCUGAGCUAUCCGAUCCUACUGUGGGCGUAGAUUUCUUUGCGCGUAUCAUCGAAGUCCAGGAUGGCACGAGGAUCAAAUUGCAACUUUGGGAUACUGCUGGACAGGAAAGGUUUAGGUCAAUUACGAAGUCGUACUAUAGGAACUCAGUCGGGGCGCUUCUUGUGUACGAUGUUUGUAAUAGAUCAAGUUUUGAACAUAUUCCUCUUUGGAUGAUGGAAGCUAAGAGGCAUAUUGAGCCUCACAGACCUGUGUUUGCUCUUGUUGGGUGUAAAAUAGACUUAGUCGGUACCGACAAUAAGAGUGGAGCUAGGAGAGAAGUGUCCUGUGAAGAGGCCAGAUUGUUUGCUGAAGAGAAUGGUUUACACCAUGUCGAAACAUCAGCAAAAAGUGGUUUAAAUGUGGAACAAGCAUUUAUACUUGUUGCUCAAGAAGUGUACAAUAGAAUUCAGACAGGAGAGUAUAAGGUGGAAGAUGGCUGGGAUGGGAUUAAAACAGGGUUUAACCGACCAAACGGUAUGGACUUUAAUUUGCUGGAGGCGGAAGCUGUUCAAUCAACAUGCUGCUAAUCUCCAGCAGUAAUAAUAGAUGAGUUAUCUUGAUGUAGAUACAUAGUAGUAUCUCAUAUGCAAAGCAUAACAACCAGAUGAUAAAUUGUUGAAUGUUCUGACUGUUUCGUAAAUAAUACAGUAUUAGAAUAGAUAACCUUUUAAGGACAGCCUUUUUAAAAUUUAAGAAUAACAGUGGAAAUAUUUGAAAUUGAGAACAUACCAACUAAUAUUAAAUAUUUUAUGAAACAUUUGUUUUGUUUCUGCCUUCUAACAUUAAUUUCCUAGUGCUGAUUAUCAUAAUGUCCUACUCAAUACUGUAUUAUUUAUCACAAAUAAUAUAAAAAUCCUGCAAGUUGGCACAGUCAGUAAACGGCAAUUUUAUUUACAGAACAACUUUUUUUUUCAUAAACUUUUAUUUGUGAAAUUAUAUUAUAUUGUAUUCAAAUUUAAUUAAUAGCACAAAAAUUGAUACAUUUUGCUCUAAAACAAUCUUUGUAGACUUAUAUUCAUCACAAUUUCAAAUAGUUUCACAUUAUGAGCACAUACCAUAGAUAUGUACUAUAGGUAUACCUAUAUUUUAUUAAUAUUUUUUUGCCAUAAUAUUCUUUAACUAUGUGUUAAUAUUUUGUCCAUAGAAUAAAUAUUUCCUUUUAUUUAUUGUAAAUAUUGUUAAUAGCCCCAUCUAAUCAACCAAAGAGUUGAAACAUUUUAUAUAAUGUCUGUUAGUGUAUAGUGUGUACUGGCAUUAAUAAUUUCCUUUGAAAUUACUCUGUGUAAUUUUAAGUACAUGUAUGUACACUGUGCAAUACACAAUUGGCCUGUGAUUUUAUGUAAAUAAACUGAAAUAAUUCAAUCACAAUUUGGGCUCAAGGCAAAAUUAUCAAGGGUCAAUGAUUGAUGGUUCAAGCUGAGAAUGUUUAAUUUAACUGUUUUUUUUUUACAGUAAUUUGUGGCAAAAAGUUGCAACUUAUUAAUGCCAAUAAUUUAUCUAAGUAUCUAAAACCAUGUAACCAAAUGGGAAGGUAGUGACUAACAUAAAUUAGUAAAGAUUUUGUACCUGCAAAAUAACAAUGUAAUGAUGUAAUGUUAUUUUAAGUGUUUAAAUUGUUAAUAAUUAUGGUAAUUUAUGAUAUUAUAAACAAUGUUUAAGUUA
This is a messenger RNA of Leptidea sinapis, 1906 nucleotides long. It is a transcript of the gene Rab39, whose product is annotated as ras-related protein Rab-39B. The coding region runs from base 103 to 771 and encodes 222 amino acids. The transcript is spliced from 3 exons. Gene Ontology annotation, biological process: Rab protein signal transduction. The record is from RefSeq and is a predicted model, not a curated record. Gene Ontology annotation, cellular component: Golgi membrane. Gene Ontology annotation, molecular function: GTP binding; GTPase activity. NCBI's taxonomy places the organism in Eukaryota, Metazoa, Arthropoda, Insecta, Lepidoptera, Pieridae.